This is a messenger RNA of Rhipicephalus sanguineus (brown dog tick), 598 nucleotides long. RefSeq lists its product as uncharacterized. The coding region runs from base 86 to 565 and encodes 159 amino acids. The transcript has 7 exons. The record is from RefSeq and is a predicted model, not a curated record. Lineage: Eukaryota; Metazoa; Arthropoda; Arachnida; Ixodida; Ixodidae.
AAAGACGUACAGCAACCUCUGCAAGCCAAGUAAUGUUGGAAUUAUUGGGUUGGUACAACGACUUUUAGAGUGCUUCGUGAAUGGAAUGCUUAACUUUGACCCGCCAACGCAAGUAUACAUCUUGGUACAAUUUCUCAAGGAAGUCUUGCAGGAAACAGAUCCUCUUCCCGAGAUUCUCCGGAGUGUUUGCGACACCCUAGCUUCAGUUAUUGACGUCAUCGGCAUCGACCUUGACUGCAAUUUGCUACAGCUAGACACUCAAGCUCUGUGCGAGAAGAAGAUCAAGUUACAAGUGCCCGCUACUCUCAACCUGACUGAGUGCCUGGGAGCAGUGCCAUUUACUUGCAUCAAAGGCAAAGUUUUGACGGAACCGCUGUUGAAGGGAGUGACCGUGUUCUUCGCAUGCCUGACGCGUACUGUUGUGAAUCUGGGUUUGGAUGGGUCGCUCGAAGAGUUGGUCUGCUACAUUGGAAGAAUCCCUUCGAUAGUGUUUGGGAACCAGGGCGUGGCGGAUACCCUUGAGUCCAUUGUUCAAAAAAGCUUCGGCCUUCAAUGCACUGCAUAGCACGUGAGCAAAUAAAGUAUUGUUCAAAUGGAC